UGUAGCGAGCAGGACAGUUUUUAGCCUGAAGUUACCACGGCAGCUCCUUCCUGGUGCAAAUGGCGACCAUCAUGGAUACAGUAUUAUUUUUUAGAGCCUUAUUAAAAGUGGUGUCGUUAUUAUUUAUUAUUCAAGUUAUACAGCCGUUACAUGCCGUAUCAGAGCCGGGCAAAUGGAUCUUAAACGUGAACAGCAACACCCUAAAGAAGCAGAGCUACUUUAUUUUCACAAAGACAAUGUUUAACAACUCCAUAAUCGACCUGAAAUGGAUCAGUGAAAACUGCUCCCCUCCAGUAAAUCUCAGCAUAUCCUGGUACCUGAGAAAUUCACGCUGCUACGACGAGGUGUUUGGCCUUGAUAAAGCUGAUCUCUACUUUAUGUCAACGAGCGUGAUUCGUGAAGGGGGCACCGGCUUUUAUAUCAGUCACAAGUAUGAUCCUAUUAUCUGUCAACAAAAUAUGAAUGUCAAUAAGUUUACCCUCACCUCUUAUGAGCUGCAAAAGAAACUCACUGUGCCAGGCGAAGGGAUGACUCCCACUGACAAACAAGGAAGAAGAAAGAGGGCCACAGACCCUACAAACGCUACAACCAAUGCUGCCGAAGCCAAGUCUGCCAGCCAAGAAAAAGCCAAAAGCUCAGGCAAUGCAAUGCCGCAUUACGCCGUCGCUAAGACCUGGGAGGACGGGCCUUACAUGUUCAUCAUCGAAAUUAAAGCGAUCGGUUCUUCUGCCACAUCGCCACAGACCUGGAACAUCCAGUUAGAGGUCAGCAUGUCCGGGCCCCAUCAGUUCAUCUCUGCCUCCGAGUGGCCCCUCAUGAUUUUCUACAUGGUGAUGUGCAUCAUCUACGUGGUGUUGGGCUUGCUGUGGCUGGGACUGUCGGCUUGCUACUGGAGGGAGCUUCUGCGCAUCCAGUUCUGGAUCGGAGGGGUGAUCUUCCUGGGCAUGCUGGAGAAAGCCGUCUACUACGCCGAGUUCCAGAGCAUCCGCUACGACGGCCUUUCGGUCCAGGGGGCAGUAAUGUUUGCAGAGAUCCUGUCUGCUGUGAAGAGAACCCUGGCCCGUGUCCUCGUCAUCAUUGCCAGCUUGGGCUACGGAAUCGUGAAGCCAAGACUUGGAGCUCUCUUGCAUCGAGUGGUUGGGGUUGGGCUGCUCUACCUUAUCUUUUCCAUUGUGGAAGGCAUCCUACGGGUUAAUUCGGCACAAGGGGGGAAUAGCAGGCUGCUGUGUGACAUUAUUCUGGCCUUCACUGACUCCUGUAUUGUGUGGUGGAUCUUCAUCAGCCUGGCCCAGACGAUGAAGCUCCUGCGCUUGAGAAGGAAUGUGGUCAAGCUCUCGCUUUUCCGGCACUUCACCAACACCUUGAUAUUCGCCGUCAUUGCUUCUGUCAUUUUCAUCAUCUGGACGACAAAGACAUUCAAGUUUUCCAAAUGCCAGUCUGACUGGAGCGAGCUGUGGAUUGAUGAUGCUUUCUGGCGGUUCCUCUUCUCCACCAUCCUGCUUGUCAUCAUGUUCUUGUGGAGGCCGUCGGCCAACAAUCAGAGGUAUGCCUUCAGCCCACUGGUGGAUGAGGUGAGCGAUGAGGAGAAGGAGCAGCUGAUGAACGAGGCCUUUGAGGGUGUUAAAAUGAGAGGCCUGAAGUCCGAGACCAAUGGAACAGCCAAGCCCAACAAAGUGCAGGAUGAGGACUUGAAGUGGGUGGAGGAGAACAUCCCUUCGUCUAUGGCAGAUGUUGCCCUGCCCCCCUUACUGGAUUCUGAUGAGGAAACCAUGACCACCAAAUUUGAGAUGUCCAAAAUGGAGUAAAUAAGAUGUAUUUAUUGUAAAUACUGUCUGUGUUUUUGUCUUUCUGUAAAGGGAUGCCUUUUAUGAUUACAUGCUUGGUGAGCAAUAUUUGUAAAUAUGGGAUGGAGGGAAGAAAUAUGAUGACAAAUCAGAUUACUUUAUUUUCUUUUUAUUGCCUGUUUGUAUUUAUAUUUCCCUUGGAUAUAUAAAUGGUAGUUGAACCAUACCUUUGACUGUAUAUCUGAGGUUCAGACAGCAAUUAAAUUCCACACUUGUCUGAAAUGUUGCUUGUGUUUUUACUAAUACUAUUUAAACCCCCUACCAUCACUAUAAAUUCCUAACCCCUGACUAUUCUUGUGCUGUUUUUAUCUGUGAAUCACAAGAUAAAUGGCAUCUUGAAACGGACGUUUUAUCUUAGAAAUGCUAAUAAUAUGCCAUACACCACGGUCAAUAUAUUGCCUUUGGCAGAAGAAAAAACAAAAACGAAAUGAAUUAUACCAGGUUGCUUAGUUUUGUUAUCUUGCCAAAGAUAUGAUGGCCAAUGAUGCAUUAUGCCCAUUAAUGACAGCCUUGCAACAACCAGUUAUUGUGCUAGCAUUGUGUUUUCAGGGUCUUAUUAACUGUACAGCUGGAGACUACAGAUUGUGUGUAUGCGGCAUUGUCCAAGAGGCAUACAUAAUGCACUCAUACAUUAUUGCGGAAUGCAUAAUGUUUUGAAGAAACACAAGGAUUAGCAGUAUUGUCAUUUUUUAAAUUUGUGAAUAAAUUGUGAAAGAAA
Messenger RNA from Conger conger (European conger), 2562 nucleotides. It is a transcript of the gene tmem87a, whose product is annotated as Transmembrane protein 87A-like. The record is from RefSeq and is a predicted model, not a curated record. The transcript is spliced from 21 exons. Gene Ontology annotation, cellular component: membrane; Golgi apparatus. The coding region runs from base 60 to 1805 and encodes 581 amino acids. Gene Ontology annotation, biological process: retrograde transport, endosome to Golgi. Lineage: Eukaryota; Metazoa; Chordata; Actinopteri; Anguilliformes; Congridae.